GCCGGCUGCGCGGGCGCCGCAUGCGCACUGUGCCCCCGCCACACACCCCCUCCCGGCGGCGGCGGCGGCGAGCGCGGGCGCGUGCGCGGCGAUGUCGGGGUACGGCGUGGAGGAGCGCGCCGGGCCCCACAGCCCCGAGUACCGGCUCUUCUUCAAGGAUGGCGCCGGGCGCUACAUCUCCCCCUUCCACGAUAUCCCCAUGUACGCGGACGCCGGGAAGAAUGUGUUCAACAUGGUUGUGGAGGUGCCUCGAUGGACAAAUGCUAAAAUGGAGAUUUCCACCAAGGAACCCUUGAACCCAAUUAAGCAAGAUGUGAAGAAGGGGAAGCUGCGCUUCGUAGCGAACGUGUUUCCCCACAAGGGCUACAUCUGGAAUUAUGGUGCCAUCCCACAGACUUGGGAAGACCCAAGUCACAAGGAUGAAAAUACUGGUUGCUGUGGAGAUAACGAUCCCAUUGAUGUGUGUGAGAUUGGAAGCAAGGUGUGCUCCAGGGGAGAAGUGAUCCAAGUGAAGGUGCUGGGCACGCUGGCCCUGAUCGAUGAAGGAGAGACAGACUGGAAGGUCAUUGCUAUCAACGUUGAGGACCCCGAGGCAGCCAGCUACAAUGACAUCGAGGAUGUCAGAAGGAUGAAGCCUGGAUACUUAGAAGCUACCGUGGACUGGUUCAGAAGAUACAAAGUACCUGAUGGAAAGCCAGAAAACCAGUUUGCCUUUAAUGGGGAAUUCAAAGGCAAGGAUUUUGCCCUGGAUGUCAUCAAAGGCACCCACGAACACUGGAAAGCUUUAAUAACAAAGAAAACUGAUGGAGGGGAGAUCAACUGCACCAACCUGACAGUGUCUGAGAGCCCCUUCUGCUGUAGUCAAGACUGUGCAAAAGCUACUGUGGAUGCAACGCCGCCGUGUAAAACUGCCAGCCCCAUCCCACCUGAAGUUGACAAAUGGUUCUACUACCAGAAGAACUAAGUCCUGAGGAUGGUGGUGAGACAGCUGUGUCCUUCCCACCGAGGAGCUGCCUCACGCAGGAAUAGACCAGAAAAAUAGCUUCACUGUCAGCAAGAAGACCUUGCCUGUAACUUUGCUGAUUAGAAUUCCAUACCUCGCAGUGACGUGUCUGCUGAGGCCUGGUGGAGGCUGGAAGAAAUAAUUUAUGAAAUCCAAACACCCUGCUUUGUGCACAGUCAUGUGGUGUGCUCUAAGUCGUGACAGGAGAUCCCUCACCUGGGGUGUGUAUGGAUCUAGAAAUAAAAAACUACUGGAACCCA
Messenger RNA from Zonotrichia leucophrys gambelii, 1263 nucleotides. RefSeq names its product inorganic pyrophosphatase 1 (gene PPA1). Gene Ontology annotation, biological process: phosphate-containing compound metabolic process. Gene Ontology annotation, molecular function: inorganic diphosphate phosphatase activity; magnesium ion binding. Lineage: Eukaryota; Metazoa; Chordata; Aves; Passeriformes; Passerellidae. Bases 92 to 964 code for a protein of 290 amino acids. The record is from RefSeq and is a predicted model, not a curated record. Gene Ontology annotation, cellular component: cytoplasm; extracellular exosome. The transcript has 11 exons.